AUGGGUCGGACUGCCUCUCGCACCAGCGAUCCCGAGAAGAUGAGGCUGGGCAGUCCAAAGACUCCAAAGGACUUGCUCGCCUCAGUCCCCCAGAUCGGAGUUCCAAAGCAGAUACAACGAAUCCUCCUCCCACAACCAUCAUUUCCUCGAAAGAUCUGGCAGACAUGGAAGGUGGACCCCAUGCGGUUCGAAGAGAGGGAUCACAACACCGCACAGACGUGGAUCACCAAGAACCCCGAAUACCGAUACGAAGUUCUGACGGAUCAGAACGACAUGGCAUACGUCGAGACACACUUCGGCCCACAAGGUCUCAACCGACCUGACAUUGUCUUCAUGUACCGCGAAUUGAGCGCCCGCAUCAUCAAGGCCGACCUACUUCGAUACAUGAUCAUGUACGUCGAGGGUGGCAUCUACACCGAUAUCGACGUUGAGGCCCUCAAAUCAGCGGAUCACUUCAUUCCAACCCGGUGGCAAGAAAAGGACGUCGAUCUUGUGAUUGGCGUUGAAAUUGACCAGCCAGACUUCAAAGAGCACCCCAUUCUCGGCUCUAAAUGCAUGUCUUUCUGCCAGUGGACAUUCAUGAGCAAGCCCCGUCAACCAGUGAUGCUCAAGCUGAUUGAGAACAUCAUGAUGUGGCUGCGAAAUGUCGCCCUCGAGCAGAACAAGCCAAUCUCCCAAAUCGAACUGGAUUUCGACCAGGUCAUCAGCGGUACCGGUCCUUCAGCUUUCACCAACGCCGUCCUGAGCGAGAUGUCAAGACGAACUGGCCGGGAAGUGAAGUGGGAUGAAUUCCACGAUAUCAACGAAUCGAAGCUGACUGGCGGUAUCUUGGUACUGACUGUUGAAGCGUUUGCCGCUGGCCAAGGACACUCUGAUUCCGGUACCCACGAUGGACGCCAAGCUCUGGUGAGACACCACUACCACGCGUCCGGGUGGCCAACUGCCCAUCCCCGCUACAGCCACCCUCUCUACGGCGAAGUCGAGCGCUGCAACUGGGUCACCGAGUGCGUGAACGCGUGGGACGAGAACACGGCUCUGUACGCGCAGCUUCCGGACGAGGAGAAGAUGAAGAUGCUCGAGGACGCGCGGGUCGAGGCCGAAAGGGCGCAAAAAGAAGCCGAAGACGCGCAGCGGGAGGCCGAAGAAGAGGCCGCUGCCAAAGAGCGCGCCGAGAAGGAAGCGGCAGAGAAACCUGCGAAACCACCGGCGCCAGCAGCUGCUCAAGACCCAGCAGCAGGCCUUGUAGAGCCGCCAGCAGCCCGAUAG
Molecule: messenger RNA, 1266 nt
Organism: Zasmidium cellare ATCC 36951
Lineage: Eukaryota; Fungi; Ascomycota; Dothideomycetes; Mycosphaerellales; Mycosphaerellaceae
Product: glycosyltransferase family 32 protein
Exons: 2
Coding region: 1-1266 (421 amino acids)
Biological process (GO): protein N-linked glycosylation
Cellular component (GO): mannan polymerase complex
Molecular function (GO): alpha-1,6-mannosyltransferase activity
Source: RefSeq, a predicted model, not a curated record